Dissoconium aciculare CBS 342.82 is the source of this 1632-nucleotide messenger RNA. RefSeq lists its product as uncharacterized. Lineage: Eukaryota; Fungi; Ascomycota; Dothideomycetes; Mycosphaerellales; Dissoconiaceae. The transcript has 4 exons. The record is from RefSeq and is a predicted model, not a curated record. Bases 1 to 1632 code for a protein of 543 amino acids.
AUGUUUGAGCUGCUGAAGUUUCUUGUGCAUGACGUCCUCAAGAAGCAAUACGGCUAUACUCUUACCUUAUCACUGGUAGAACCUUCAACAGGGUCGGCAGAUUCUGCAAAUCAAUCAGCGCCGUUGCUUAAGCCAGGCGAUAGAAGUCCUGCAUGGCCACUGUUGCCGUCUCAGACCUGGGCUUUGCUCAAAAGUUGCGUCGAAUUCCUCAGCUGGCAAGAUGCAAAGUUCUUCAGCAUCGAAUACCUCCAAGCGACGAUCGACAUGCACAAUAUCGAGCUUCAAAACAUUCACCUCAGUGGCAUACCUACGACUCAUACUCUUCCUUUUGAUGCAGUUGCACUCGUUUUCGCUGCCUUCUCCCUGGGUGCCGCACAUGAAGGGCUGUUCGAAAAUGCCCGCUUCUACUUCGAUAUCUCAAUUCGCAUGGUGGAACACCACGCGGACCAGGCGACCCUAGACCUAUGUCUGACAUACCUCAUGCAACACAUGUCUGCACUGCGCAUGGGAACAUCCAAUUACGCUCAAGGUAUAAUCACACGUGCCGUGGAGGUAGCCCACGACCUCCAUCUUCAGCAUGGUCGUCAAGGCGUUCAGGGAUUACAGCUCUACAUGUUGAUUUACAUGGCCGACCAAUACUGCUCAAUGACCUACAAUACCGAGCCACUUAUCCGAAGCGACACGCUAGGAACCAAGGCUUUUGACCCUCUUCAGCAGGCGGAUCCGGAGCUGAGCCGGUUGAUAUCGCUGGUCGUAAUCAACGGAUUUCUCAUCGACCAUUAUUACCGUUUUCCCAGCCCAAGUCCCGAACAAAUCCUCGAGCUCGAAGCGAAAAUCGGCGAGAUCAGCGCCCGAGCGAGCGAUUUCGGUCCGAACCGUGCUGCAGCCACGAGUUUCCGAACAGCAUAUGAACCUCUGGGCCGAGUGCACAUGAUGUGCUGUCGGCUACAACUCCGAGUGCCCGGCCUCUUCGACAAGACUACGUGGCUGUCCUCAAUCUGCAUCUGCGUUCACGCAGCCGAGGGCAUCCUGGCGACAUAUCUAGAGCUCUACAGCUCGCCGCUGCGCGCGUUGGCCAAGCGGAAUAGCCCGCAGAGCAUGCAAGUUGAUAUCGUGCUAGCUCCCGUCACUUCGCGACUCGGGCCCACAUGGCGUCAAGUACAACGUAUUACCAUAUCGAUCCUUGUUGUUAUAUACGCAUAUUGGCACGGCGAGAUGACGGCGGACCAAGCAUCUCGAAACAUCGCUCUGGCGCGACUGCUUCUAGAGUAUCCUCGAUUUCGAUGGCGAGAGAAGCUCGACGAAGUCGUCAAACUGGUAUGGGACGUUUCCCAGCUAGGAGGAUUCCGUCUCUACAACCAUAUGGAGCAGCUCCUACCGGGUGCUGGAGCGCCGUUUUUUCAAGCCGUCUGCGCUGACCCGGCAUCGGGCUCGAUGCAACAUGAUCAGCAUAUCCCUACGUCGAUGGGAGGUCAGCAAGUCUUCGCCCCGAACAACGCCUGGUGUGGACUGUUCAGUGCCAACCCUUUCGACGGUAUGCUCGGCUUCGAUUUGGACUCGUUCACACUUCAGGAACCAGGCAGCUGGACCCUUCCCGAGACGUUAUGGGAGGCCCCCGGAUCUUUGACAUGA